Porites evermanni is the source of this 4328-nucleotide messenger RNA. The record is from the annotation of a GenBank genome assembly. NCBI's taxonomy places the organism in Eukaryota, Metazoa, Cnidaria, Anthozoa, Scleractinia, Poritidae.
AUGAGUGGACUACCAGCUGGAUGGGAAAAAAGGACGUCCAAGUCCACCGGAAAGACUUACUACUUUAACAGAGAAACGAAUACGAGUCAGUGGGAGAAGCCAACAGAGUCAAGUCAGCGAGUUAGAGCUUCUCACCUGCUUGUCAAACAUAACCAGUCGCGGAGACCUUCCUCUUGGAAGCAAGAUAAGAUAACUCGCAGUAAAGAUGAGGCUUUAGAAAUAAUUAAAGGUAUUAUAGAAUAAAUUGCGAGUUUUUCGUUUGAGCUAUCGGUGCGUCGUUGAUCUCGGCAUCAAUAUUAUACGAAGAAAAUGAACUACCGUCUUGUUAUUCCAAAUAAACGGCCGCCCCUCCUGUGAGAGGGGUUUCUGUAUCAAAUAUCCCCUUCCAAGGGUUUUUUGAACUUUUUACGCUUCUGUUAAAGUUUUUAGAGCACACAUCUUGCAGAGAUGAUAAAGUGGAGAGGCACAUGAGGAUUUAUACAAAAAAUAUGCAGCCCCUUCGAAACACUGAAUUUUAAUGUAUUACUGUUUCAUUGUAUAGAGAAAGAAUAAAGUUCUGACACUUAAUUUGUUAGCUGUCGUUAUGAUAUUCGAACGUUUUCAUUUCCGAUUGGUUGUUGGAAGGAUGUGCAAUCAGAAAAGUUGACUUCUUCCCAGAAAAUUGCUCUGUAAUGAAAGAAAAAAACCACAGUAAUAUGUCAUCAUCCAAUUAAAGUUUACCAAAGAUCUCUGCCCUUUUAAUAGAUUUUGUCAUAUGGAUCCUGUGUCCUGAUUGGCGGGAUUUUCCACAUUGGUUCAAUAAGAGAAAAAAAAUAAAUCAUCAAUCAUUUCCUUAUAAUAAAUCCUUUGUUGACUAAGCUUGUUUAGUCAAAACACUGGAGUUUGGCCUUUUUCUAUCUUUUUGUGAUUUAAUUGACCUUGACCUUGUCCUGGUCCAUAAACAAAAAAGAACAACAUCAGCCCCAGAUAACUAACCCCUCUAACCAUGUUCUUAACCCCAGGAACUGCCAGUCCAGUUUUUAAAAGGUGUAAAACCUUCAGUUAUUGCAUUGAAAAAGCUGAUGAAUCCUUGAUUCAUUGUGACUCUAAUUUUCCUUAAAAAAACGGAAUUAAAUUGGUAUGAAAAAGACCCAUUAAUGUCCAUUGACUUGGCAAUUGACUUGGCAGUAAAGUCAUAUCAUAGCAGAUACAUACUGAGAAGUUAGGGGUGGGGAAUGGGGAAAUCUGAGGUGCCAAGAGCCUGUUUGAAAAAUGUGUGAAAUGUCUAUAUUUAUGGCAAGAGGUUUGAUACUCAAAUUCAAGAGAGAUACACCCAAAGCAAGACAUCAUGACGCUACAUCACAAUAUUUUCAGAUCAGUUAAAAGUAUCUGAGACCUCAGUUUUUCUAGGUCCCAUUUGCCACCUUUGAAAUUAUCAUGGUAAUUGUGAGAUAAAAAAAAAGUAUUCUGAGGAACUAACCAUCUCUCCAUGUAUCUCCACAAUAUGCAUCAUUCAUUUCUGGCAUAUCCAAAUAAUAUAUACAUAAACAUAUCAGUAAAAAAUUUUAUACAGCACUUGCACAGUAAGAAAAAGCUGAAGUUACCCUUUUAUCAUCUGUUUGCAUCUGAUUGGAUGUCGUGUAACAAAUUCUCUCUAUCUUGCAGGUUACCAGAAGGAUAUUUUGUCAGGUAAGGCUACCCUUCAAGAACUGGCGACCACUGAAAGUGAUUGCAGCAGUGCCAAAAAUGAAGGAGAUUUGGGAUUUUUUGGACCAGGACAAAUGCAAAGUAAGCAUAGGUUUAUAUCCCCAUAAAUUUGAACUAAACUUUGUUUUGUCACACGUACUGUAUCAAGAAAUAAGGAGAGUGGAAGUUCUUGAAAGUAGUCCUCAAUUACCCAGGUCCCAGGUAUGCAGCCUAUUUUAGUAUGAUUUUGCAUAUAGGGGGAUUCCCAAUAAUGCAAAUUUCAUUGUUUUCCAGUUUUUAUGUCAGUGACACUGUUUUUGAACUUUUGCAUGGAGAUCUUACAUCCCAUUCUAUAGGAAAUGCUUGAUAUCUAGAUUUGGACUCCCCUACAUCACAAGUUUCAUCAGAUAAAAUCAUACCCAGUUGGGUUCAUUUGGAGAGAUAGCCCCCAGGUUGCCUGCCAGUCUGUCUAACACUGACCCUGAUAUUAAUUUUAUGACAAAUUAACGCCCGAGUCUCACAUGGAGGUCGGGUGCCUAGGAACCUGGGGGCUGGAGCCACCAACCCCUAACCCAGGUAGAAAAAACCCCAAAGCCUGCCCUACCACGAGCCCCGCCCACCACACCCAGCCCUAGCCCAAGCACCCAUCACACUGAACCAAAAGUUCAGUGGAGAAAUGACGACUAUAAUACUACUAAUAAUAAUAAUAAUAAUAAGGGGUGAGGAGGAAGGGGAAAAAAACACACUAAAACUGAGCACGAUGAGCAAGAAGCCCCAAACACUAUGCACUGUAAAACUACAAGCACAAGUAAAUGCGCAGACAUAAAUUGCAACAAUAAACUGCUGACCGGGGGGUACUUGAAAUUGCCCUGCAACAGGCCUAGUACAGUAACGCAAACCCGUGGCGAAAACACUGGAACAUAGGAUAACUGCCAGCUCGCUAAUAAAACACUAACAAAAACAAACGCCAUGCCAACACCAUGCUAAUGCCAAGCUUACUACUGACCAGCUAGCUCCUCGUCGUUAACUAAGUUAAAUAAGUAUAAUUGUUUAAUCUCAUUAUAAAUUUUUACCAAUUCUAUCUUGUAGUUGAGUUGAUUUCAAAACGACAAAAAUUACGUAAAAGAAAAUUUUACUCAGUGAUUGCAAGUUAAACAUUUUGCCAGAACUCUGAAAUGCUAGAUUCAUGUAAUUGCAACCUUGGACAAAAAUGUCACAGAAAACUGUCAAAGACCCACUCAUAAAAAAAACAAUCAAGGAUGGUGGGGUUUGGCCUUCUUGCAGCUUCAUCCUCAGAUUCAAGGGGAAAGGGGCCUGCUUUUUCAUGUUAUUCUGAUUAAAAUUGUAGACUAAAGAAAAAUUAAUGUCAAUUAUUAAACAAAGAAAAAAUUGUCAGUGACUGGAUGGAGAACACAUACUUGAGUUUCCCAUCAAUGAGAGUAUCCGGUCAAAACUCAUAAUCUUUUCACAGAUGUGUACACGAACAGUGGCUAAAAAAGUGCCACAUCCUUUGAGGGAUCCAUCCCAGCGUACCCCUUCACAACGUGGCAGAAGACUAGGGUGUAAUAAUCCAAGUUAACAAUAAUCUGUUUCUUCACUUUCAGGGCCAUUUGAAGAAGCAACGUAAGUGUCACCUUCUUGUUUUGAUCUUGAUUGAUGCAGAUAAGAAGAACUACACAAAGCUUGAAUUGCUAUAUUUUUAUUCAAAAACUCAUUAAUAAUUCAUAAAGAAAAAACAAUAGAAAUUAAUGUUUAAUGAGUGUUUUUAUAUCUUAUAAAGACAGGGCUAAACUUUACGUCCAGUUUUUUAGACCAAAAUAACCCCAGAAUAUUAGUUCAAGAAUGAGUUGAUCUAUAAUUAUGAAAGAUUUUGAAGCCAUUCAAAAAACUCGCAGUCAUGUAUUAUCAGGUUUAUUAUCAGGUUUAAAAACCUGAUAAUACACUUCUUCUUUAAACAGUACUUUUCUAACAGACUUGUUAUGCCAUUACUUGAAUUGACUGCUGUAGUUAAUAACACAGCACUAUAAUUGUCUGGUUUUCUUUAUAAGCCAUUGACAAUAUUUAAUUGCCACACCUUUCUCAAGUGAUUUUGACAUUCUGUCACAUGAUCUUAGACAAAAAUGUUCUGAUUUAUGGCCAGACAUUCAAGACCGUAGUUUCUGUUAAUGGUUAAAGCCAGCCUGUGAUUGGAUUUCUAUGCAUGGUCUCCCUAAUUCCUCUUCUUAUAAUACUCUUGUCUUCCCUUUUGAGGGAAGAAAGGUGUGACAGUGUCUUUUAGGAGUUUGCCAUCUGCUGAAAUAAUAUUGAGGUACUUGUGGCAUUUACAUCACAGAUCACCUGACAAAAUGUUGUAUAUCACUUGAGAAAGGCACCAUGAUAGCUGCAAAUACAUACAGCAGAGUUCUACUUGCAAAACCUUAUUUUGAACUGCUUACAACAGCCAUUCUCAUAAUGAAGCCAGCACAAAGGGUCUGCUAAAGAAAGGUUCAACUGUUUGAGCUUGUCCAUAAUGAGCAGUGUUUGUUUUUUAGCCACUGAGAGGAAUUUUCUUGUUUAGUUACAAUGUAAUCUGUUUUCUUCACAGUUUUGCGUUGGAAAUUGGCGAGUUAAGUGAACCGGUCUUAACAGACUCUGGAAUUCACCUCAUUCUCAGGACAGGAUGA